Lingula anatina is the source of this 2518-nucleotide messenger RNA. RefSeq lists its product as uncharacterized. The record is from RefSeq and is a predicted model, not a curated record. NCBI's taxonomy places the organism in Eukaryota, Metazoa, Brachiopoda, Lingulata, Lingulida, Lingulidae.
GGGACCCUCAUAAAAAACUCCGGACUCUACAAGCGAAAGUAAUGCAGCAUGGCUAGAAGAAAAAUUGUUGCGUGAACUGAUACAAAAUGACAGUGAUAGCAAAUGAAAUGCUACAAUUUAAUAUAUUCAGAGUAAACACGGCGGCGCGACCAGGGAAAGGAAAUGCGUCGCCUUUCAGUUGCGCAUCACGGGGAUUUUUUUAGUCCUUUAUCUGUGGUACAAGUGACCUUGUAUCGAAAGUAAAGGCGAAAACUGAGGCAACCAUCGCUGAGUCAGCUGAGUACUCCUUUCGUCCACCUGUGCCGUUUAAAAUUACAUAACAAACUGAACGAUACUCGUACAGCUGCAGGUCGAUAUCCCAUUAAUAGUAUAACUACGCCAUCCCUCAUCACAGCGUCUUCCACAGUCAACCGCUGCUUGGUUUACCGACCUUACACUGUCAACAUGAGGAAAGAGUUUGGCAGUGUGUAUGAGGGACGCCGUGGCCAGGUGCUUUAACCAUUGACCUAGAUAUGCCAUUGUUUUGAUUCAGGUGUGACGGAGCUCUUGAGGAAAAGGUGACCGGGGUCGAAAGCAAAAUGGUGGCCAGCCGUCACCGUGGACUAUGCACGGGUGCCAUACGACUGCGCACCGAGUGCGAGGUCCAUUACUCCAGUAAGAACAUGCUGCUUCUUACUGCCAUAUUCGCUCUCCUGGUCCUGAUAUGUAACAUCGUGUAUUUGAACAGAAAAUUAUCAGGAGAAGCGGUCAUAGUGGACGAGGAAUUCACAAACAGCAGAUUUUUAGGUUAUGAAGACGAGAAAAUUAUGCAGAAUCUCGAUAAAGCACUGGAGAGACUUAGUAAAACCAGGAACCAGUCUGAGCAUGCGCAAAAUAUUGUCUCUAUGAACAACUCUGUUACCAUAGCAAUAGGAUGUGCAAUAUCAACACACAAUUUGAAUAUUGAUCUCAGCGGUAGGGUGAAUGUAACUGACCUCUUGGAAAAUAUGUCCUUUUUCAUUCAUCUCAUGAGGGGGUUUUGCCUAACAGCCAGUGAUAACUACAGAUACUAUUUUUACAUUGCAUACGAUUAUAAUGACCCGUUAUUCAGCCGUAACGACUCUCUCAUUUUAUUUGGGGAGGCGUUCCAAAUAACAACUCGCAACUUGGCGUGCCAGGGGAAAAGUUUACAUUUGAAACCCGUCUUGUGUAUGCAUUCUAAGUCUCCUGGUUGGGCGCAGAAUGACGCCAUGAUGGCAGCGUACCUUGACAACAUGGAUUACUAUUACCGCAUCAACGACGACACUCUCAUGAUCAAUGAUAGGUGGACGGAAAAAUACAUCCAAAAACUUUCAGAAUUCGACCCACCAAAUGUCGGGGUGGUCGGUCCCUCCCUUUUUUGCAAAUAUUCAUCUUGUGAUAAAUCCAUCUUAACGUACGAUUUUGUACACAGGACUCAUGUUGAAAUGUUUGGAUUUUAUUAUCCGCGACAGUUCCCGGAGUGGUAUGCCGAUAGAUGGAUUACUUUAGUUUACGACGGCGUCGGCCGGAUGAAAGUGUUAAAGGACUUGUACUUGGCGCACACGCAGAGAGAUGGCAUUCGUUACAGUGUCAACGAAAAUAGAAGAGCGCACCUUCCCCACUUGUUAGCCGAAGGGCAAGAAGUUAUUCUCACUUGGAUAAAUGCACAGCCAGAUAAAAUUCCAGUGAUUGACAAACCAAGAAAAGUCAUCGCUUACUCUCUUUUUGGGGAAAAAAUCAGGUAUUGGCAUGGCGCCUUGAGAAACGCUCAACUUCUCCGCAUCUUCUUUCCUACUUGGAUGAUGCGAAUAUACCUAGAGCCACAGUUUAACAGAGACAACAAAUUAGUACAAAAAUAUUUAGAUAUCAUAAAAAAGCAGACGAACGUUCAAGUAAUAGAGGUUUCUGGUCAUGUUGCUUCCAGUGUUGCACCCGCACUGUGGCGCUUUCUUGUAGCAGACGAUACUGACCUUGAAGCGUUUAUCGUCCGAGACCUUGAUUCUCGUCUGAGCAAACGCGACAAAAUACUUGUAGAAGAGUGGCUAACGUCAGGACUUCCUUUUCAUAUAAUUCGGGAUCACCCCAACCACAGCCCAAUCGUGCGGGGAUGCCUUAUUGGAGCCAAACCAAAAUUACUUCGUGGACUUCUUGGACAAAAUUGGCUAGAACUCGGUAAACAAUAUAGCCAACCCCGUGGAUUUAAAUCUAGUGGGAAUUUCAUUGAAAAAGUCGUCUUACCAAAGGUACAAAACGUGGCUUUGUGCCACGACAUCAUCACGUGUCCGAUGCUAAAAUCUACAUACACGUGUCACUUGAAAAAUAUAACCAUUCCAAGGGGGUCAAAUUUUGAUCACGUGGGACAAAAGUUUAAUGAAUUUGAAGAGCCAAGGCAAAUAGAUAUAGACAUCUUGCGACACCAAAAUUCUGCAGUAACCUGUACUCGGGGUCUGGUCUGAUAUUUAGUUUAUUGAGUUUAUGUGCCUAUUUAACGUGUUAUCUUAAUUCUGAAAUAAAUGUU